CGUGGGCCACCUUACUCCCAACUGGUGGCGUUCAUAGCGGAAUUUAGGGUGAACUUGGAACUAUCUCAGGUAACUUAUGCAUUCUGUGGCUGACACCACGAUUGCGUCUACCUCUCCUGAUACUUUCAUACGCAAGUAAGUUUUUCUUUUGUGGGAAGAAAUAUGACAAAGCCAAGAGUUGCAGUGAUUUCUGGGGCGAAUCAAGGCAUUGGAUUUGCAGUUGUCAAAGAACUUUGCAAAUCAUUUGAUGGGUCUGUUUACCUGACUUCUCGAGAUGAGCAUCGCGGUCGGACCGCUGUGGAAGAACUCGAGAAGUUGGGCUUGCAACCCAAGUACCACCAAUUAGAUAUCGAUGAUGAAGCCAGUGUUUUGAGGCUAAGGGACUACUUACAGGCGACAUACGGAGGUUUGGAUGUCUUGGUAAACAAUGCUGGCAUGCUGAUUGUCUCCAAAGACGAAGAUUCGCGAGAAUUGUUCGCCGAGAGCGCACGCUCCGUUGUGCAAACCAAUUUCUUCAAUACGUAUCGCACGUGCGACAUCCUUUUCCCGAUUUUGAGACCUCACGCAAGAGUUGUUAAUUUAUCUAGUAGCAUGGGUCACCUUAUGCAGAUCGAGGGCCAAAAUGAGCCGGCGAUUACGCUAAGAGCAAGACUUUCAUCUACUGACCUUUCGUACGAGGAACUCAUCCAAAUCAUGAAUCAUUUUCUCGAAUCCGUACAAAGAGGAGAUCAUCCAGAGUAUGGAUGGCCGAAGAAAAACUGGGUUUCCUACGUAGCAUCUAAAAUCGCUGUCAGUGCCAUGACGCGGAUACAGCAGCGUGAUUUUGAUGCUGAUCCGCGCCCAGAUAUUAUCGCUAACCACGUUCAUCCAGGCUAUGUCAAAACUAAAAUGGCAUCAUUUAAAGGAGUGUUGACAAUUGAGGAAGGUGCUGCUGCUGCUUCCUGGCUUGCAAUGCUACCUCCUAAUAACGUAAUGAAUCCAAAAGGUUCUUACGUAUGGCAUGACAAACAAAUUGUUGAUUGGGUCAAUGGACCAACUCCAUCUUUAUAUUAAAGACAAUUUGUUUUUUUUAAAUUUUACUUUAUCGGAAAGACUUUUCCGGCAUUGAAACAUAAAAUUGAAUAAAAUUGUACUAAACGGGAAAAUUUAAGUUUAGUCAAGAGGGAGCUUGCACAGAAAAUGAGACAAUCUUAUCUGCAGAGAAUUAUAAAUAAAACUGAAAAGUUAGACGAAGAAAA
Daphnia pulex (common water flea) is the source of this 1238-nucleotide messenger RNA. RefSeq names its product carbonyl reductase [NADPH] 3-like. Gene Ontology annotation, molecular function: carbonyl reductase (NADPH) activity. The transcript has 4 exons. The coding region runs from base 163 to 1053 and encodes 296 amino acids. Lineage: Eukaryota; Metazoa; Arthropoda; Branchiopoda; Diplostraca; Daphniidae. The record is from RefSeq and is a predicted model, not a curated record.